GGCGCCUCCCGAUUGCAACAAUGUUGUUAUUCAACGAUAUAACCGGAAAUCAGAAUGACCUGAGGGCGCCAAAUGUCUUCCUUGUGCGGUAGGUGGAGCGUGCCCAAAUAUUCAUCCAAGCCAGUUCAGGAGAAUGUGUGACACUGGCUACAGACUUUGAGAAGAUGGUGGGUCAAAGUUCGUCUUGGUGCGUGUGACAUUUCGGUUCGUAUCAAAGUGACAACGUUAUCAAGCUGUCAGGGCGUAGAGUAUAAAGGGCUGACAUGGAGACCUUAUGUUACGACUUUGAUAAUUCACUGUGGUCAAGCCCCGCCCACUAUCAAUCAGGUGACACUGACAGGCAAUCGGGUUAUGAUAAAGUGGAUUCGAAGCUUCAGUCCAAGGAUCUGAUGCCUUAUGUUAAGAGUUGUAAAAUGUUCUCGAGGAAAGAAAAUCCUGCUGAUUGUAUGAAUGAAGUCGCUGGUCAUCGAAAAUCGCGAAAGGAAUAUUUGAACAACGAAUGCGCUUUUGUCUUUGGCGAUAAUAUACAACCUCUGUACAAGUUCAGGGGACGGUCGGCAGGGAAAAUGGAAAACAAACAAAAGAGGCAUUCAAGAAAGUGUGAUGUCGACCUCGGUAGUUUGAGAACCACUGAUUCUCCGAGACCAAAGCGGGACCAGUGUGAGCUAAACAAUAACUCGCGCGUAAACAAUGACGACUCGUCAGGUAUGACGUCGGUCAAAGACCUCAACCAGCCAGAUUUCCAACGUUUUCUCAACGAUGUGUUAGUGGAUGAUGACCAGUGCCAUCCAGAUCCGGAAGUCCUGUCCUUCCUGGCAAUGCUCUUCAGCGAAGGCGUCAAUCUUGAACGCUACACGGGAAAUUCUGUGCGGGAUACGAAUGUCCCUUCUGAGACCUCCACGAGUGGGUUGUGUCAAAACGUCCAAAACUUUUUAGCGUCAGUGGUGACGGGGAAAUGCGCGCGAGAGAUGCACUGGCAUAUUUUAAGCUUCUUGAAGUUCCUGCUGCAAGAAGAUCCUACGAACUUGGAAGACACGCAGGACAGCACGCGCUAUACCAGCGCCGCUGCGGAGUGUCCCCAAGUUUUCAGGGCAGUCGACAUCCUGUCGGAGCUGAAUAAGAACAAUCACAGGGCUUGCUGUAUGCCCACCUUGAGGAAACUCAACAGGGAUCUAAAGAGGGUCUGCGAACAGAACCGUUGUCUCAGAGCGGAGAAUUUAGAACUUCGGUAAGAAGUAGGGGUGUUUUAGAGUUGGAUGGGGUGGGGUUUGAAGAAUGUGACACCCUAUGGGGGUUGUUUGUGCGUUUAAUGGCGCCAUAAUUGUUGUGAUAUUGUUAUUAUGUCCAUGACUGGGGGAAUUAUGAUAAUUAAUCGAGUAAAUUGAAAUCACCUCUAGUCUAACUUUAUGGACAUCAAUACGUGUCUAAAUUCCUUGACAUCAGUACUAGUCUAACUUUAUUGACAUCAAUAAUAGUCUAACUUCAUUGAUUUCAGUACUAAUCUAACUUCAUUGACAUCAGUACUAGUCUAACUUCAUUGACUUCAGUGGUUGUCUAGUUUAUGACAUAAAGAGUACCUUUGUGUAAAUAAUUAAAAGCAGCACUUUUAUCUACUUCAAUGAUCUACAUACUUUUGUUAAACUUGUCUGUAGUCAUUGUCUAUACUACAUAUGGAUUUGAACCCCAGUCUGCCAACAUCCUUGAACACCAGUCUGAAAGCCCCCAUGUCCCAGGCCCUUACUGACCAUACCAAUAAUACAAAUUAACAUUCCAUACAAGAUAGCAUUACCCCAACAUUAUUCCCACGGCUAUUUCAACCUGUGACAAUGGUGGCCCUCUCUCCCUGUAUUUUGUUUGCUGCAAUUUAAUAAGGUUGGAGUUGUGACGUCAAUCGACGCAUUCUUGUCACAUGAUGACAUCAGGCCUACGACUGCCAAACCCCUCCCAGUACCCACCCUCGACUGCCCCGACCCAACCAGUACCCACCCGAUGACAGCCCCGACCCACCAAGUACCAACCCUACAACAGCCUCCCCCCUCCAACAUUACCCACCCUACGACUGCCCCACUUCAUUCAGUACCCAUCCUACGACUGUCCCACCCCAUCUGAUGACAGCCCCGACCCAACCAGUACCCACCCGAUGAUAGCCCCGACCUACCAAGUACCCACCUUCCAACAGCCUCCUCCCCCCCCCCCCCCUCCCCGACCCCACCCGUCCCCCCCCGAUGAUAGCCCCGACCUACCCAGUACCCCCCUUACAACCGCCCCCCCCCCCCCCCCCCACAAACAGUACCCACCUCACGAUAGCUCCUCUCACAUCCACAACUGAACAUGUUCUUCCAUUGAUAUAGAAAUCCUUUUUGUCCACUUUCUUGAUUCGAUUACCCUCGUCCUUGACCUCCUCCUAGGCACAAAAACAUACGGUGAACGAUCGUUCUCUUUCUGUGCCCCCAAACAAUGGAACUCUCUCCCACUACACAUAAUAUGCAAUAUACCGACCAUCACAGCCUUCAAACUGCACUCAAAACACUCUUUAAACUCUACUAUCCUGACUAAUCCCCCCCCCCCCCCCCCCCCCCCCCCCCCGUUUCUGAUCGAUAAACGAUGAGGCUUGGUAGCCGUCCAUAGUUGGACAUGUCAAUAGUUCUGGAAUGUCUGGAGUGAAGAUACAUUUGUUUUGUUUCAUUUAAUUAAUGUAUGUUAAUUUUUAAGUUCAUGAUUAUGUUGUUAAAUUGUAUGAACAGCGUGGUGAGCCCAGCCCUAGGCUGGAGUACCGCCCCAUAUACAAACACUAAUAAUAAUAAUACCCCCCACACUCUUUUUGUCAUCCGUUCACCCAUGACUGCACACACACUGUUACAAGUUGCAACCGUAAAAUCUCUCAUUUCAAAGUGAACUAUUUCAACAAGUCUAUUUUUUAAUUGAUGUCAUUUUAUCAACUGUAUGGUGCAACAUACCUUGCUAUUUUAAUUCGAUAUAAGUUAAAAUGACAUGUUAAAAUGUCAUAAGUUAAAAUGACACGUUAAAAUGUCAUAAGUUAAAAUGACACGUUAAAAUGUCAAAAGUUAAAAUGACAUGUCAAAAUAUCAUAAGUUAAAAUGACACGUUAAAAUGUCAUAAGUCAAAAUGACACGUUAAAAUGUCAUAAGUUAAAAUGACAUGUUAAAAUGUCAUAAGUUAAAAUGACAUGUUAAAAUGUCAUGAGUUAAAAUGGCACGUUAAAAUGUCAUAAGUUAAAAUGACAUGUUAAAAUGUCAUAAGUUAAAAAAAACACGUUAAAAUGUCGUAAGUUAAAAUGACAUGUUAAAAUAUCAUAAGUUAAAAUGACACGUUAAUAUAUCAUAAGUUAAAAUGACACGUUAAUAUAUCAUAAGUUAAAAUGAUUCGUUAAAAAGACAUAUGUUAAAAUUACAUGGGUUAAUAAUUAAAUUACUAAAAUGACACGAGUAAAAUGACAUGAGUAAAAUGACAUGAGUAAAAUGACAUGAGUAAAAUGACACGAGGGCAAAUGACACUAGUAAAAUGACAUGGACAAAUGACACGGGUAAAAUGUCACGGGUGAAAUUACCUUAAUGAGAUGUGUGUGUGUGUUUUUUUUGUUUUUUUUUUUUUUUUUGCCAGAAAUAAUAUUUGCCUGCACAAGAAGAUGGCUGCCGAGGGGUGUGCAAAGAUUCUCAACGCCAUCAUCAAAUACUGCGAAGCUCAGGGGGGAUGUAGCUCGUCAUGUCCCCCUCCUUGUUUUUUUUGUUUUUUUUUUUUUUUUUGCCAGAAAUAAUAUUCGCCUGCACAAGAAGAUGGCUGCCGAGGAGUGUGCAAAGAUUCUCAACGCCAUCAUCAAAUACUGCGAAGCUCAGGUGGAAUGUAGCUCGUCAUGUCCCCCUCCUAAAGAAUGUCCAGGUAAAUGCAGCUCGUCAUGUCCCCCUCCUAAAGAAUGUCCAGGUAAAUGUACCUCGUCAUGCCACCCUCCUAAAGAAUGCCCAGGUGAAUGUAGCUCGUCAUGUCCCCCCUCCUAAAGUUUUAGGACAUAUUCUAUUCUCCAUGUACACUAGCCAGCUCGGCAAAAUUAUUGAAAGUCAUGGUAACUAUACAAGUGUUUCCUCCCUGAUCCCUUGGAGUGUGCUGCUGCAGUUCAGGCUGUCGAGGACUGCUGUCUUGCUGUGAAAGAAUGGAUGUCAUCAAACAGACUAAAGUUAAAUUAUGAUAAGACUGAGGCAAUUAUUUGUGGUUCAGACACCAAUCUUCGAAAGUUACCAUCGCUUCAAUAAAAGUUGGUGAAUCAGAGAUCCCGUGGUCCUCGACCUUGGCUUUUAUAUUGACAGUAAACUUAGCAUGAUUCCCCAUAUCAGUUAUGUGGUCUGGGCAUGCUUCUGUCACCUGCGCACCCUGGGUCUGCUGCAUCCUCAACUCAAUAUGAGAACAGCCAAUGCUGUAGCGAUAACUCUAAUCCAGUCAAUAUUAGAUUACUGUAACAGUUGUUUGUGGGGUUUACCUCGGAGCCAAAUUCAGAGACUCCACAAGAUACAAAAUACUGCAACACGCAUUGUAUCGCGGAUAAAGAAAUCUGACCACAUCACCCCAGUUCUACGAGAUCUCCAUUGGGUUUCUGUGAGUGAGCGCCUUAACUACAAAAUUCUGCCCCUGGCGUACAGCUGCAUAGAUGGCUCAGCACCGGAAUAUCUUAAAGAACUGAUUUAUAAACAUGUAUCCUUAAAGAGCCUGCAGUCUUCAACACAGUACUUACUGAGAGUUCCUAGAGUGGAUAAACACAGAAAAAAGUCGUACGGAGUGCGCUCUUUUGACGCGAUAGCGCCAAAAUUAUGGAACAGUUUGCCUCAAUCUUUGAGGGGAAAGGAAAAUGAUUAAAAAAUCGUUUAAAAAACAUUUUUACAAAUUUCUGUUUAAGAUAAGAUUAUUUUAUUGAUCCAAACAAAUAUCCAGGUGAAUGUAGCUCGUCAUGUCCCCCUACUAAAGAAUGUCUAGGUAAACGUAGGAGGGGGGCGAGCUACAUUCAACUGGACAUUCUUUGGUAGGGGGACAUGACAAGCUACAUUCAACUGGACAUUCUUAGGUAGGGGGACAUGACAAGCUACAUUCAACGGGACAUUCUUUGCUAGGGGGACAUGACAAGCUACAUUCAACUGGACAUUCUUUGGUAGGGGGACAUGACAAGCUACAUUCAACUGGACAUUCUUUGCUAGGGGGACAUGACAAGCUACAUGCAACUGGACAUUCUUUGGUAGGGGGACAUGACAAGCUACAUUCAACUGGACAUUCUUUGGUAGGGGGACAUGACAAGCUACAUUCAACUGGACAUUCUUUGGUAGGGGGACAUGACAAGCUACAUUCACCUGGAUAUUCUUUAGGAGGGGGACAUGUGUGCUGACAAUGUUUAACAGUAACCUGUUAGUAGCAUUUUUACAUUUCUGAUCCUUGCCAGUUCAAUUUUCAAGUUUUUUUAAACUAUUUUCUAUUUUUUUUUUUUGUUCAUUUGUCUUUUCUGCUGAGGAAGAGAUUAGAUUGUUCUUCGUUUAUUAUUCUUUCUUUAUGGUUCAAAUGAUAAUGGCGUGUUGUAGUGUGCUUUUAUUGAUUUUUAGUUUGUUGUUUUGUUAGUUUGUUUUCUGCGUUGAGAGCAAGGAGUACGCGUGCACCAUCAACCUCGGCGGUGCGCACUUGUUUCCACCAUCAACCUCGACGGUGCGCACUUGUUUUCACAAUGAACCGCACAUUUGUGGCGUUAGGCGGAAGUCACUAGGAUUGUCUGGUCACCGCCAUAGUUUCAGCCUUUUUCAAAAUAACCUCUCAUUUUUUAGAAACAUGCUUUGAAAAGAAUUCCAGAGAAAUUUUUCAUUCUAAAGACGUGUAAUUGGGCCAGAAUGGCGAUUUUCAACAACUCUGCGAAAUCUCUAAAGCAUACUGACAGCUUGGCAUUGGUUUAACGAUCGGAUGGAUUUAUUUGCCGGCUAAGUCAUUAAGUCUGUACAUUUUAAUUGUUGAAUCAGGUACCAAAUCAUUGCAACUUGCUGCUAUCGCCAGCACGGCAAUGACAGUCAGUGGUUCGGAAAACACUGAAUUCAUUCAACAAUCAAUGCCAUAAAUUCCCCGAGCUGACUGAAAUAUUUCUGCUCAGCAACCUCGGAUCUGAUAGGUUGCUGAGGUACAGUUGAUAAGCUUGCAGAUGCCAACUUUAAAUAAAUGAGCACGGAUAGAAGAUGAUGGUAUGCGUGCGACAGGAGGAAAUUGAUCGCGUUCGAAGGCGCAACUGUAGAAUUCGUAACGCAAAUCACAUCCUGAAGACGACCCUGAAGAAUCUUUGCGACAGGCCGUACAGCGAGUGCGAUAAAAUCCUGCAGUCCGUCGUGGACAUGUGCAAGAAAACGCCAUGCGAGUUCAACUGCAAUCACCCGUGCUGCUGCCCAUGUCCGGUCCCGUGCCUACCCUCAUGCCCAACGUCGUGCCCGCCCAGGCAGUGCUCCACGUCUUGCUACUGCACCGUGUGUCGACCGGUCAGGGUGUCCUGCGUGACGACGCCCUGCUGUGCUGGUAAAACCACGAAGUGCUACUGCUCGUGCUGCGUGGGCAUUUGUCCGGAGACGUGCUGCCCGCGGAAGCCUCUUUCUUGCUGUAAGCCCUGCACACAGAUAUGCAGUCGCUCUCUGUCUCCUUGCCGGAAGCCUUGCCUCAAGCCCAAUCCAUGCUGCUCUCCCCCGAAGAGGCGAUCCAAGAGCUUCUGUUCACCCAAGAGGUCAUCCUGCUGCAUUCCAGCCAAAGUUUGCGAUGAUUCAACAAAGUGCAAUAGAAAAGGUCUGUUUCACCAAAUGUUGUUAAGAUUAAAACAAAUUAGAAUUUGUUCAAAUGCUGUCCUGCAGACAUUUCACAUUUCUUAGAUCAAAAGAAGAUACAAGUUAAAGUAUAUCCUUAUGAUGACCCUUCUAUUCAGUUUUAUGCAGUUUUUGUCGCUUGGGGCGGCUUUUCCCUUUGGUGCCCCCUACUCGUGGCAAACUCAUAAUCGUUAAAAGCAAUGGAACUCUAGAAUGUGACAACCCAGAAAUAUACCGCCCAUGGGUGUCACAGCUGUGACAACAUGAAAUAGACCACCCAUGGGUGCCACAGCUGUGACAAACUGAAAUAGACCGCCCAUGGGUGUCACUGCUGUGACAAACUGAAAUAGACCGCCCAUGGGUGCCACAGCUGUGACAAAACUGAAAUAGACCGCCCAUGGGUGUUACUGCUGUGACAAACUGAAAUAGACCGCCCAUGGGUGUCACUGCUGUGACAAACUGAAAUAGACCGCCCAUGGGUGUCACUGCUGUGACAAACUGAAAUACAACUCCUAUUGAUGUCCAAAUGAUAAGAACACAACAUUUUAUCCCCCACCUUCCCUUCCAACUGAAUGUUGCUCUAGGAUAAUAAAACAAAUGCAUUUAGCCUGAUUUAAUGGAACAGUGCAAGUUGUUGCCGCCACUGAACUAUGUCCAAAAUAUAAACAAUUCUCUCUCUCUCUGUCUCUGUCUCUCUCUCUCUCUCUCUCUGUCUCUCUCUCUCUCGUCUACAAAUCAUCAGACCUGUGCUUGAUGCAGACAUGUACUUCAUGCAGGCCUGUACCUGAUGCAGGCCUGUAUCUGAUGCAGGUAUGUACCCGAUGCAGACCUGUUCCUGGUGCAGGCAUGUACCUGAUGCAGGCCUGUACCUGAUACAGACUUGUACCUGAUACAAACUUGUACCUGAUGCAGACCUGUUCCCGAUGCAGACAUGUUCCUGAUGCAGACCUGUACUUGAUGCAGACCUGUACUUAAUGCAGACCUUGACCUUGGCAUAUCUUUUGGUGGGUGACUACAUUCUUACGGCUAGUACUGAUUACAAUCUUCACUCACCCCUGUUCGGUCGUAAUUGUUGGUUAAAGCAUAAAUAUGUCGUCUGCUGGUCACGCUAAUGACCUUGACAUACUAUUUGACCGAAGGUAUUUGACUUCAGGUUAGUGAGGCAAUGGGCGAAAGGUGUCAUAAGCAUCAGCAUGAUUGAGAGACCGCAGGCGUCUCUUGCAGCCAAGGUCCGUUGACUUGACCCAUAAGGUUUAAGUACAGUAUUUUGUUUGUUAAAAUGGAAUUUACAAAAAGACUGCAAGGAUAUUAUAUUUGUCUUUUUAAAGACAACGUUGAUAUUUUAUUCUUCUGAAAUCAAAAUAUGUUCUUUUUUCUUUCUUUCUUGACCCUCAAAACUAGAUACAUUUGCGGGUUUCCUUGGGCGGCUGGGAGCAGGGUGUAGUAGCGGUGGAUGCGGGGGGUACACGCCCUCAGGGUGGAACAAGAUCAUGACCAAGACCAGGGCGUUGUGUGACAGUGACCCCUGCACGUGCUGCACGCCAAGCAACCCCUGUCGGCCAUCCUGCACACCAAGCAAUCCAUGCCGAACGUCCUGCAACCCGUGCAAGUCCUGCAGCCCGUGCAAACCAUACAACCCGUGCAGCCCUUGCAGUCCGUGCAAGCCAUACAACCCUUGCGACCCGUGCAGCCCGUGCAAGCCAUACAACCCUUGCAACCCGUGUAGCCCUUGCAAGCCGUAUUCCUCGUGCAACCCUUGCAGCCCUUGUAAACCAUACAACCCGUGUAGCCCUUGCAAGCCGUAUACGUCUUGCAACCCGUGCAAACCUUACAACCCGUGUUCUGACUCCACUUGCCCGCCAUACAAGUUCAAGUCCCUGUGCCGGCCGGCUCUUUGCUGCACUGACAUCUGCAAUUCACAAGCUCCGUCAGGUAAACAUCUUCAUUGGCAAUGUUUGAUUCUAAACUUAAUUCUCAUGUUGUUGUUGUUGUUGUUGUUGUUGUUGUUGUUGUUGUUGUUGUUGUUGUUGUUGUUGUUGUUGUUGUUGUUGUUGUUGUUGUUGUUGUUGUUGUUGUUGUUGUUGAGUUUCUAAAGUUUUGGGGUCUUGUUUUGCCAUCAUUUUUGUCCACAAUUCAAAGUUUUGUUAAGCUGUCUGUGGAGUCAUCUAUUCAUUAUGUGCCUUUGGGACUGACUACAACGUCCUGUUGAACAACGGUCAAAAAUGAUUAUUAUUUUUUAAAAUUAUUUCGACUGGAGACUUUUUGGAAUGUCGGUUUCGGUGCCAAAAGUUGACAUAGGAUCACUUUCGGCGUAGCUUCGGUCGAAACAGAAAAGUUAACUUUCGUUGACGUUCGGUUGCAGGCGUGUGCAUGUAUCACUUUAAUGUGUGCAUGUAUCACUUUAAUGUGUGCAUGUAUCACUUUAAUGUGUGCAUGUAUCACUUUAAUGUGUGCAUGUAUCACUUUAAUGUGUGCAUGUAUCACUUUAAUGUGUGCAUGUAUAACUUUAAUGUGUGCAUGUAUAACUUUAAUGUGUACAUGUAUCACUUUAAUAUGUGCAUGUAUCACUUUAAUGUGUGCAUGUAUCACUUUAAUAUGUGCAUGUAUCACUUUAUUGUGUGCAUGUAUCACUUUAAUGUGUGCAUGUAUAUGUGUGCAUGUAUCACUUUAAUGUGUGCAUGUAUCACUUUAAUGUGUGCAUGUAUCACUUUAAUAUGUGCAUGUAUCACUUUAAUGUGUGGACGUAUCACUUUAAUAUGUGCGUGUAUCACUUUAACGUGUGCAUGUUUCACUUUAACGUGUACGUGUAUCAUUUUAACGUGUGCAUGUUUCACUUUAACAUGUGCGUGGAUCACUUUAACGUGUGCGUGUAUUACUUUAACGUGUGCAUGUUUCACUUUAACGUGUGCGUGUAUCACUUUAAUGUGUGCGUGGAUCACUUUUAUGAGUGCAUGUAUUCCUUUCACGUUAUAAUUAUAUUAUAUAGAGGGCCUACUGUAUUUUCAUACUAAACGCAGCUCAGCAUUCGUACUUGAAGCCAUUGAGUUGAACAAUGUUGUCUUUGAUAACAUUUUAUUCAAUGAAUCUAAGAUAAUUAUACGUGCACUCUCUCUGUCUCUCUAAAACUGACUAAACGAUCUCUUCAAAUGCCCACAAUCAUACAACACUAGAUGCUAAACGGAUUGGUGGCUUUGCUGACUUUUUCAUGUUUUCCUCGACCUUGACCUACUUAUUUCCUUUCAAUUGCCUUAUCCCAGUCGCCCCCCCCCCCCUUUUUUCUUACACACACACACUUUUUUCUAUCUCCUUCCACAAAACUUCCAGACCUUCAAUAACACUUGCCUCAAAAAGUCCAGAACUUCUAAAAAACUUACCUCAAAAAUUUGAGAUCUUCUAAAACACUUACCUCAAAAAAUUCAGAUCUUCUAAAACACUCACCUCAAAAAGUCCAGACCAUCUAAAACACUUAACUCAAAAUGUCCAGACCCUCUAAAACACUUACCUCAAAAUGUCAAGACCCUCUAAAACACUUAGCUCAAAAUGUCCAGACCCUCUAAAACACUUAGCUCAAAAUGUCCAGACCCUCUAAAACACUUAGCUCAAAAUGUCCAGACCAUCUAAAACACUUAGCUCAAAAUGUCCAGACCCUCUAAAAAACUUAGCUCAAAAUGUCCAGACCCUCUAAAACACUUAGCUCAAAAUGUCCAGACCAUCUAAAACACUUAGCUCAAAAUGUCCAGACCCUCUAAAACACUUAGCUCAAAAUGUCCAGACCCUCUAAAACACUAAGCUCAAAAUGUCCAGACCAUCUAAAACACUUACCCCAAAAUGUCCAGACCCUUUAAAACACUUGCCUCAAAAAGUCCAGAACUUCUAAAAAACUUACCUCAAAAAUUUGAGAUCUUCUAAAACACUUACCUCAAAAAAUUCAGAUCUUCUAAAACACUCACCUCAAAAAGUCCAGACCAUCUAAAACACUUAACUCAAAAUGUCCAGACCCUCUAAAACACUUACCUCAAAAUGUCAAGACCCUCUAAAACACUUAGCUCAAAAUGUCCAGACCAUCUAAAAAACUUAGCUCAAAAUGUCCAGACCCUCUAAAACACUUACCCCAAAAUGUCAAGACCAUCUAAAACACUUAGCUCAAAAUGUCCAGACCCUCUAAAACAUUUAGCUCAAAAUGUCCAGACCCUCUAAAACACUUAGCUCAAAAUGUCCAGACCAUCUAAAACAUUUAGCUCAAAAUGUCCAGACCAUCUAAAACAUUUAGCUCAAAAUGUCAAGACCAUCUAAAACAUUUAGCUCAAAAUGUCCAGACCAUCUAAAACAUUUAGCUCAAAAUGUCCAGACCAUCUAAAACAUUUAGCUAAAAAUGUCCAGACCAUCUAAAACAUUUAGCUCAAAAUGUCCAGACCAUCUAAAAAAUUUAGCUCAAAAUGUCCAGACCAUCUAAAACACUUAGCUCAAAAUUUCCAGACCAUCUAAAACAUUUAUCUCAAAAUGUCGAGAACAUCUAAAACAUUUAGCUCAAAAUGUCCAGACCAUCUAAAACACUUAGCUCAAAAUGUCCAGACCCUCUAAAACACUUAGCUCAAAAUGUCCAGACAAUCUAAAACAUUUAGCUCAAAAUGUCCAGACCAUCUAAAACACUUAGCUCAAAAUGUCCAGACCAUCUAAAACAUUUAGCACAAAAUGUCCAGACCAUCUAAAACACUUAGCUCAAAAUGUCCAGACCAUCUAAAACAUUUAGCUCAAAAUGUCCAGACCAUCUAAAACAUUUAGCUCAAAAUGUCCAGACCCUCUGAAACACUUAGCUCAAAAUGUCCAGACCCUCUAAAACACUUAGCUCAAAAUGUCCAGACCCUCUAAAACACUUAGCUCAAAAUGUCCAGACCCUCUAAAACACUUAGCUCAAAAUGUCCAGACCCUCUAAAACACUUAGCUCAAAAUGUCCAGACCCUCUAAAACACUUAGCUCAAAAUGUCCAGACCCUCUAAAACACUUAGCUCAAAAUGUCCAGACCCUCUAAAACACUUAGCUCAAAAUGUCCAGACCCUCUAAAACACUUAGCUCAAAAUGUCCAGACCCUCUAAAACACUUAGCUCAAAAUGUCCAGACCCUCUAAAACACUUAGCUCAAAAUGUCCAGACCCUCUAAAACACUUAGCUCAAAAUGUCCAGACCCUCUAAAACACUUAGCUCAAAAUGUCCAGACCCUCUAAAACACUUAGCUCAAAAUGUCCAGACCCUCUAAAACACUUAGCUCAAAAUGUCCAGACCCUCUAAAACACUUAGCUCAAAAUGUCCAGACCCUCUAAAACACUUAGCUCAAAAUGUCCAGACCCUCUAAAACACUUAGCUCAAAAUGUCCAGACCCUCUAAAACACUUAGCUCAAAAUGUCCAGACCCUCUAAAACACUUAGCUCAAAAUGUCCAGACCCUCUAAAACACUUAGCUCAAAAUGUCCAGACCCUCUAAAACACUUAGCUCAAAAUGUCCAGACCCUCUAAAACACUUAGCUCAAAAUGUCCAGACCCUCUAAAACACUAAGCUCAAAAUGUCCAGACCAUCUAAAACACUUACCCCAAAAUGUCCAGACCCUUUAAAACACUUAGCUCAAAAUGUCCAGACCCUCUAAAACACUUAGCUCAAAAUGUCCAGACCUUCUAAAACACUUAGCUCAAAAUGUCCAGACCCUUUAAAACACUUAGCUCAAAAUUUCCAGAUCAUCUAAAACACUUAGCUAAAAAUGUCCAGACCCUCUAAAACACUUACCUCAAAAUGUCCAGACCAUCUAAAACACUUAGCUCAAAAUGUCCAGACCCUCUAAAACAUUUAGCUCAAAAUGUCCAGACCAUCUAAAACAUUUAACUCAAAAUGUCCAGACCAUCUAAAACACUUAGCUCAAAAUGUCCAGGCCAUCUAAAACAUUUAGCUCAAAAUGUCCAGAACAUCUAAAACAUUUAGCUCAAAAUGUCCAGACCAUCUAAAACACUUAGCUCAAAAUGUCCAGACCCUCUAAAACACUUACCUCAAAAUGUCCAGACCCUCUUAAACACUUAGCUCAAAAUGUCCAGACCCUCUAAAACAUUUAGCUCAAAAUGUCCAGACCAUCUAAAACACUUAGCUCAAAAUGUCCAGACCCUCUAAAACACUUAGCUCAAAAUGUCCAGACCCUCUAAAACACUUAGCUCAAAAUGUCCAGACCCUCUAAAACACUUAGCUCAAAAUGUCCAGACCCUCUAAAACACUUAGCUCAAAAUGUCCAGACCCUCUAAAACACUUAGCUCAAAAUGUCCAGACCCUCUAAAACACUUAGCUCAAAAUGUCCAGACCCUCUAAAACACUUAGCUCAAAAUGUCCAGACCCUCUAAAACACUUAGCUCAAAAUGUCCAGACCCUCUAAAACACUUAGCUCAAAAUGUCCAGACCCUCUAAAACACUUAGCUCAAAAUGUCCAGACCCUCUAAAACACUUAGCUCAAAAUGUCCAGACCCUCUAAAACACUUAGCUCAAAAUGUCCAGACCCUCUAAAACACUUAGCUCAAAAUGUCCAGACCCUCUAAAACACUUAGCUCAAAAUGUCCAGACCCUCUAAAACACUUAGCUCAAAAUGUCCAGACCCUCUAAAACACUUAGCUCAAAAUGUCCAGACCCUCUAAAACACUUAGCUCAAAAUGUCCAGACCCUCUAAAACACUUAGCUCAAAAUGUCCAGACCCUCUAAAACACUUAGCUCAAAAUGUCCAGACCCUCUAAAACACUUAGCUCAAAAUGUCCAGACCCUCUAAAACACUUAGCUCAAAAUGUCCAGACCCUCUAAAACACUUAGCUCAAAAUGUCCAGACCCUCUAAAACACUUAGCUCAAAAUGUCCAGACCCUCUAAAACACUUAGCUCAAAAUGUCCAGACCCUCUAAAACACUUAGCUCAAAAUGUCCAGACCCUCUAAAACACUUAGCUCAAAAUGUCCAGACCCUCUAAAACACUUAGCUCAAAAUGUCCAGACCCUCUAAAACACUUAGCUCAAAAUGUCCAGACCCUCUAAAACACUUAGCUCAAAAUGUCCAGACCCUCUAAAACACUUAGCUCAAAAUGUCCAGACCAUCUAAAACAUUUAGCUCAAAAUGUCCAGACCCUCUGAAACACUUAGCUCAAAGUGUCCAGACCCUCUAAAACACUUAGCUCAAAAUGUCCAGACCAUCUAAAACAUUUAGCUCAAAAUGUCCAGACCAUCUAAAACACUUAGCUCAAAAUGUCCAGACCCUCUAAAACACUUAGCUCAAAAUGUCCAGACCCUCUAAAACACUUAGCUCAAAAUGUCCAGACCCUCUAAAACACUUAGCUCAAAAUGUCCAGACCAUCUAAAACACUUAGCUCAAAAUGUCCAGACCCUCUAAAACACUUAGCUCAAAAUGUCCAGACCCUCUAAAACACUUAGCUCAAAAUGUGCAGACCCUCUAAAACAUUUAGCUCAAAAUGUCCAGACCAUCUAAAAAAUUUAGCUCAAAAUGUCCAGACCAUCUAAAACACUUAGCUCAAAAUUUCCAGACCAUCUAAAACAUUUAUCUCAAAAUGUCCAGAACAUCUAAAACAUUUAGCUCAAAAUGUCCAGACCCUCUAAAACACUUAGCUCAAAAUGUCCAGACCCUCUAAAACACUUAGCUCAAAAUGUCCAGACCCUCUAAAACACUUAGCUCAAAAUGUCCAGACCCUCUAAAACACUUAGCUCAAAAUGUCCAGACCCUCUAAAACACUUAGCUCAAAAUGUCCAGACCCUCUAAAACACUUAGCUCAAAAUGUCCAGACCCUCUAAAACACUUAGCUCAAAAUGUCCAGACCCUCUAAAACACUUAGCUCAAAAUGUCCAGACCCUCUAAAACACUUAGCUCAAAAUGUCCAGACCCUCUAAAACACUUAGCUCAAAAUGUCCAGACCCUCUAAAACACUUAGCUCAAAAUGUCCAGACCCUCUAAAACACUUAGCUCAAAAUGUCCAGACCCUCUAAAACACUUAGCUCAAAAUGUCCAGACCCUCUAAAACACUUAGCUCAAAAUGUCCAGACCCUCUAAAACACUUAGCUCAAAAUGUCCAGACCCUCUAAAACACUUAGCUCAAAAUGUCCAGACCCUCUAAAACACUUAGCUCAAAAUGUCCAGACCCUCUAAAACACUUAGCUCAAAAUGUCCAGACCAUCUAAAACACUUAGCUCAAAAUGUCCAGACCCUCUAAAACACUUAGCUCAAAAUGUCCAGACCCUCUAAAACACUUAGCUCAAAAUGUGCAGACCCUCUAAAACAUUUAGCUCAAAAUGUCCAGACCAUCUAAAAAAUUUAGCUCAAAAUGUCCAGACCAUCUAAAACACUUAGCUCAAAAUUUCCAGACCAUCUAAAACAUUUAUCUCAAAAUGUCCAGAACAUCUAAAACAUUUAGCUCAAAAUGUCCAGACCAUCUAAAACACUUAGCUCAAAAUGUCCAGACCCUCUAAAACACUUAGCUCAAAACGUCCAGACCCUCUAAAACACUUGCCCGAUGUAUUGUACUAGCCAUAGUCCAGGAAAUAAUGGUGAACACAGUGCGUGACCUUACCAGCUAUUAUAACCAUGAACAUGCAUUCAAUUAAAGAACUGUAUACGAUUCCCAAUUAGUGCUAACCCCCUUCCCGCACGCAGACAUCCCUAAACUAUAUUAAUAUUGUAAUGCACCCCCCCCCCAACACUGAUACAGCGCAGACUUAUUACACCAUUUCCGUAAAACUAAAGAAAAUAGUACGCACCAAAUACACUUGCGGUAUCUCAUCUGGUUCAAUUAUUGUGAACUUUAUUCAGCGAGAUCAUGUCUCGUGUAUCGUUAGUUGCUUUGUUACAUAGAGAAUCGUGUAUUUCGAUGAUAAUUUAGAUCUACUCUCAGUUGUUUAUCUAGAAUAUAUGACCUAGUAAUAUGAACAUAAAAUAAUCUCCAUCGUCCUGUAGUUUGAAAGCUACAUGACGUCAUCAGGUUGUGUCAUCCUUCCCCCCUCUCCUCUUCUUCCUCCCUCUCUACUUAUCCUCCAUCUCUGCUUAUCUUCCUUAUCUUCAUCAUCUUCUUCUGUCCACAUUUACCGGGAAGGGGUCACGGGGAGGUUCGUCUGUCGACUUUGAUGGUGUCCUUAACACAGUCGAUCCAAAGACUGCGUGGUCUCAUUCUGACCCUGAAACCGUCUGCUACCGAGGGUCUGAAGACGUCUUCUACUGAGGGCCUGAAGCCGUCUGUUACUGAGGGCUUGAAGCCGUCUUCUAUUGAGGGCCUGAACGCAGUCCCUUAUAUAUUGUAGGUUUGCAAUUGAGGCUAAUUGAUAGGCAUUCUGCCAGGUGACCAAAUCUCUUACUUCCUGGUUCCGAAUGUGCUACCUGCUCGCUUUACAGGACAUGGGUUCAACAUGAAGAUGUGUCUAGCUCAUGUGUGAAGACUGGACCUAGUGGACCAUGGGAAGAAUGGACCUGGUGGACCAUGUGAAGACUGAACCUUGUGGAGUAUGUGAACUCUGAACCUGGUGGAGCAAGUGAAGACUGGACCUGGUGGAGCAUGUGAAGACUGGACCUGGUGGAACAUAUGAAGACUGACCUAGUGGAACAUAUGAAGACGACCUGGUGGAGCAUGUGAAGACUGGAUUUGGUGGAGCAUGUGAAGAGUGGACCUGGUGGAACAUAUGAAGACGACCUGGUGGAGCAUGUGAAGACUGGAUUUGGUGGAGCAUGUGAAGAGUGGACCUGGUGGAACAUAUGAAGACGACCUGGUGGAGCAUGUGAAGAGUGGACCUGGUGUGGUGGAGCACGCAAAAGAGAUAAUUGCAUUAUCAAAUGGGGGCAAAAACUAGUGACAUUAAUGUGACGUUAAAUGCGUUAAGCGCACAGUGGGACACAAGAAACACCUCUGGUCAUCCACUGUAGCCUAGCCUAUCUUCCAGUCGUCUUGACCAAGUCUUGCCAUUGGUCAUCCACUGUAGCCUAGCCUAUCUUCCAGUCGUCUUGACCAAGUCUUUCCAUUGGUCAUCCGCAACACCCUUGUCUAUUUCCACUCAUCUUGACUUAGUGUUGCCACUGGAUCAAAAUAGGCUGGGACGAGAGAGUGAGGCUGACAAAUGGCACAACUAUCCCUCUCUUAGAUCAAAAUGAGAUGCAUGCCAUUGCGUCUAAGCUCUCCAACUGGUGACGUCAUUUGAUCACUGAAAUGGAGAAAGAAGUUAGAAAAGGUGCUUCAAACACAAAACAUCUUUUUCAUCAACAACAAGAACAAGCCAGAGGGACAGAGCAUGGUAGGAGAACAAGCCAGAUGGAUAGAGCAUGGUAGGAGAACAAGCCAGAUGGACAGAGCAUGGUAGGAGAACAAGCCAGAUGGACAGAUCAUGGUAGGAGAACAAGCCAGAUGGACAGAGCAUGGUAGGAGAACAAGCCAGAUGGACAGAGCAUGGUAGGAGAACAAGCCAGAUGGACAGAGCAUGGUAGGAAAACAAGCCAGAUGGACAGAGCAUGGUAGGAGAACAAGCCAGAUGGACAGAGCAUGGUAGGAGAACAAGCCACAUGGACAGAGCAUGGUAGGAGAACAAACCAGAUGGACAGAGCAUGGUAGGAGAACAAGCCAGAUGGACAGAGCAUGGUAGGAGAACAAGCCAGAUGGACAGAGCAUGGUAGGAGACCAACCCAGAUGGACAGAGCAUGGUAGGAGAACAAGCAAGACAGCAGAUUUUCCAAACGAAUAAUGUUCGAUGAACUCUCCAGAAGGAAACGCUCAGCUGGUGGACAGAAACAGCGCUUUAAAGACUGUCUAAAAACUUCACUCAGAUCCCUGGACAUCGACCUGAAUUCCUGGGAAAUACUUGCUAUGCAUCGUACAAGCUGGCGAGGCAGACUCACUAUUCAAUUACAAUCUUCAGAGAGUAACCGCACAGUGCUCACGCUAAGAGUAAGCGCACAACACGGAGAAGAAGAACCGAAUCAAAUCCAACUUGGACCUCAAAACAAGCUUUCCAGGCACCUUUGUACUCGCCGUUGAAUCUAAUAAAGCCUUGGUCAUCUUAGCUUGCACGCACACACAACAAACUAUGUGCAAGCCUCACCUUAAAUAUCUCAACUCGAAAGUGCAGAGUUUUUUCUCGAGAAUUUUAUUUCGAGCCCAAGCCUGACACUGGUAGACAUUUUCACAUAUGACACUGGUGGACAUUUUCACACCUGACACUGGUGGACAUUUUAAAAUCUGACACUGGUGGACAUUUUCACACCUGACACUGGUGGACAUUUUCAAAUCUGACACUGGUGGACAUUUUCAAAUCUGACGGGAAAUGAGAAAUUUAAAUAAGAAUUCUAACAAGUAGCCUCCCUACUAAGAUUGCCAAAAAUCUAGAUGAAGACCAAAAGCCACCUUAAUGAACACUGCCCAUCCUCCUCCUUAUACUCAAAAAUAAUCUGAUGAUUCUGGUUUUUCACACCUCUUUCUGCACACCACCGCAUAGUUUAGCACCGCGUUUGAAAGCGGGUGGCAAUAUCGGAAGUGACACUAUCAGCUAUGGGGCGGAAAGAGCCUAGCUUGAUAUAUUUGCCAGACUGUCAUGUGUCCACGUCCGAGCCGCCUGGCUGCACUCACGCGGCUGACAGCAAGGACGACACCAACAGAAUCACUCGUGACCACUGGUCAAGGCUAGUGUCACCUUUACACGACAAUUUUAGCCCUACUGACGAUGACUCGGACAGCGCUAGUGCAUGCAAGAAAGACUCUAACCCUGGAUUUGUAGACAAAUUACCGGAAUCUACUAGUCCUUCAUCGGGCUCUUCUAGUUCAGCUAAAUCAUCCAUUCGUGAGGGAGGACCUGGUCAAGACAACUUAAGAACAAGCGGUGCCUGUCCAGCACAACACAAUCAUGAUGUCGGCCAUGAGUGUAUGCAGCACAAGGUUUGUCCUCAUUGCCAGCCUCGUUGCCACUGCCCGGAGGUGUCUAACAAUGCUACCCUCAAAGCUAAAGACAGGAGGGCGUGUUUGAACCGAGGCGUAAAUAAGAAACAUAACAGGGCACACACGUGGGAAAGGGGCGCCUUAAAUGGCGAUGAAGGGUCGUGGAAUGCCAUGCCCAAAUGUCCGAAAAUUGACAACCUUAUCCUCGUCGAGCCUGAGACAGUUGCCCAUUUUGAUCCGGUCAAAAAAGCCCAGUUACGAAGGGAUGUUUCCGACUGCCUCAAGGAGGAGAUGAUGAGAGCGAAAGCCUGUGUUGAAAGGGAGACAAACCGCCACCGGAGUUAUUUUAAUUACAAGGGGAAAGAAAUUCUGCUCGACCCGCGAUCACGUGGGAAAGUGGAGAAAGUAGAUCAUCGAAAUGAGAAUUAUCUGAAUCGCCUUGACGACAUUCUAAAAAAGAAAUGCAUCGUAGAGGAAGACGAGCAGACCACGCACUGGGGCAAACACGGGAACGCGGAGAGACCUGGGUGCGCGUCCAGCAGAAGGAGAAGCCGCUCGUCCGGCAAGCAGCGGAAGAAAUGCUAUGGCAAAUUGAAACAUCAGUUGAUGAAUUUCCCCAGAUCUGACAAACUUUCAGUUUUCGAGCGGCUUUAUCAAGACGCGAAGCACAUCAAGUACGCAAACCGAGAAAAAGACAACGGCGCCGUUAAUCGUGAAAUAAAAUAUAAAAGGCACGUUUGCGGUCAUGAUGACAUGGGCGGCACCCCAUUCUCCCACCGAAGGUCGGGCGAAUCGUCCCCACACUCAUGCCACCACCUGAACCGGGGCGCAGAAGACCCACGGGGAAGCUGUUCGUUUAACGCGUUCAAACACGAUGAAGGCGACGUUGAUGAAAAGCGCAGACGAUUCAACGAAAAGCAGCUCGAGUUUUUGGAAAAUCUGCCAGAAGACUUUACAGUGCAAGAGUCAAAGUCUCUCAUCAAAGCCAUCGUGUCCAUCAUCCAGCGCAGAUUUUCAAACGAGUCUAAACAGAAAGACAACAGGAUCGAAACCAAGCACCAUGGCGGGGAGCGUGACUUCUGGAAAGAAAAUGGCCCAGAUAUAGGCAGAGCGGCUGAAAAGCAAUCUGCUCCUAAAAUCAUCUACUCAACACGGGCAUCUGACGUCGCUAGAAGUGUCUUCCACGGGGGUCCUCUGAAAGCUUCAGCCUCUGGUCAGUUUUCUAAGAGUAAAUAUACAGAGCCCAAAAAUAUAAUUCUUGAUGACGUAGCAGCGUCGUCCAAGACCAAUGGUCACGUGACAAACACCGGGAAAGUACCAUCCGACACGUGCUUGUCAACACGAGCUCUGCGAGUCGAUAGAUACAAUUUGAGGGAGGAAAUAGAUAAUAUUGUUCGACCAAAACAUAACAAACUGGACACCAUGCCCUUGAGCAAGUACGGCUCAUCUUUGGCUACAUGUCACGUGUUACGAGACUCCAGCCCGACAUUUAAAUACAGAGAUCUUCUGACAAGUGGCGCCCCCCUUCCCAAGACAAGGGCAAAGGACGGCAUCAGAACCUUUGCAUUCGACAACGACGACACGGCGGUGAGAUCGUUCAAGUUUCCUUUCAAGACAAGUUUGACGUCGAGGACGCCGUUCUCUUUUGAAGUGGAUGCGCCCCUGACAAGCACCAACGCAUCGUACAACAGAUCCCUUCCAUUUCCUGCACUGAUCACUUCUAAAAACAGCCGACUGCGCACGCGAUCCGAAACUCUGAUAAAAUCCAAUCCAUACCUGGACCUUGAUCCGCAAGCUUCGUUUUUCAAUCCCAUCCCACACGACGACACACUGAUGGACUACCCGACGAUACCCAAAUCAUCAGCUUUCAUCAAAGACAGGACAUUUUCGGGCAACUUUUCGGGCGGGGCGAAGAGUUCUUUCUUGAGAAUGAUGGAAGACAACGGCCCCCAGAAAUGCUGGCUGGACAAGGUCAACGACGAGCAGCAGAAGUUUGUGGACAUAUCGAAGGGAUUGGAUCGUUGCACCUUCCCCAGAACAGGAACUAAAUGCUUCGAUCAGCUUCGUGGAAGCGACCCCUUUCAUCUGCAGGAUUAUGGGGUGUCCCCCAAGCCGUGCCCACACGAUGUCACUUCGAUUGUCAGUCGUUACGGUGGUGAUGUCUACGUUAAGCGAGAAACGCGAGGUUUACACCGUGACCUACCCAGCGAUAGCUUCAAAGCCGCGAGACACAGUAGACAACGGUCGGCUUUGCAGGGUGUCAAGGUUAGUGACACACUUCGUGAGGCCUGCCUUGAGAACAUCGCCAGUUUGAAGAGUUUUAAUUCGGGCUUAGUGAAUGCGGGGACAAAUAAGCGAUUUUCAAUCAGCAAUUCGUUGGACCGUGACAGUGGUGAAUUUGAGACCGAACAUUCAAAGUUUGAUCUCGAGUCGUUCAAGAGAGCUAGAAGGAAACGUGACAGAUUUGACAGUUCUACGACUCGUAUUGACAGCAUAUGGGGGCCAACGUUGGGGGUACACGGGGACUUGGAUGAUUUAGAUGCACUGUCUUGCUCUGCGGAUACAAUUGACACUGCUAAUACUUCAAUGACCGCCCGUCUGACAGAAUUAAACCAACGCUUUCACAACAGCUCCAUUGAUGACUGGGAGAACAGGUAUUGCAAAGAAAACAACACUUCCAAUAUGACUGAACACAGUGCAAAAAGAUUAGUGACGCAUCAAGGGGGGAAGUUGCAUGAAGAUUUUAAUACGAGAGUUGAGCCAAGAGUUGAGCCAAGAGUUGAGCCAAGAGUUGAGCCAAGAGUUGAGCCAAGAGUUGAGCCAAGUCCAGAGAUAAUUGAAAUAAGUGCGCAUAAAACACCAUCCACUCCGGCGGUAGAAUUAUUUGAAUCUGCUAGCACCCAGACCUCUGAAAACGGUAAGGUUGAAGCAUCCCCAGGACAUUACGUCCCGAGAACCCCUGAUGACACAAACGCAGAGCCUCUGACUGUCCAGAAAAACUUGACGACACAAGCGAAUCCAGCCAAAGAUAAGUCACCAAACAGUUCCCACACCAGUGACAGUUCCUGCACCACGCCAUCCAUGUUACAGAGCCAUGCCGUGGGCUCCAAACCGAUUCCGGUUGUAGGUGAAUCUUUCAAAGGGCCAUUCUUGGCGGGAAGAUGUCCUGACAUUGCCACCCACAGCCUGGUGAAUGUGGAUAAGCCAGACCUGGGGAAAGCCCUUGCGAUCCUCGAGAACUUCUCCCCUAUCAAACCCGUGGACAUUCACACCAAGUACCCCCUCCUCCUCUCGCGCAGACUCGCGUCACAGCCGAAUGACUCCGGAACGUCCGAUGACAACAGCACCUGGACAGGGGUGAGCGGGUCAUCGUCCCCUCUAUACAAACACCCAAGUAAAGAUAGACAGUGCUCCAACAUUAGUCACCAGGCAUCGGCUCACGACGCCAACAGAUCCCAACCAAACGAUAUCAGGAGUAACUGCCCAGGUCAGGACGUUGACCCAAAGAUAUCGAGUAAAAAAUCUAACGAUUGGUCUGAGCUUGGUGCUCUCCGUGGGAUGUCUGCUCUUCAGUCUACUGACCCUUUAGAUGAGAUGUUAGCCCAUUUGGGAUCACGGCGUACACAACGUCGUGAGACUUUUCAACAAGAAGAUCCCAUGGAAAGUCAGAAGCAGUGCGAACCGCAUGGAGCCAGUGAUUUAAGUGUAUCUUCAAAAUCUGCUGCGUUGGAGCCCAGUGCCGAGGCAAUAAUAUCAAGAAUCAUGAAAUCCCGCAGGGAUCAAUUUGGCAUAUCACUUGCACACCCACCAACCGGAAACAGAAGCUCCAACGAUAUCGAAAGUAACAAAACGUUGUUAGACGGAGAUCCUGACAAUCCAAACAGCUCCUUGAAUCGCACCCUGGAUUCUGACACGUCUUCAGACAGACCGCCCAGCCUAGCGGGCAAUCAGCAACAUGACAGCUCAGUGGACGGGGAAGCUAAAACAUCGUCUGACGUCAUUCAGCAGAAGAGUGUGCAGCAGGGGCAUGCAACGAGGCAGGUGACCGGGGAGAAGAGUGUACAGCAGGGACAUGCAUCAAGGCAGGCGACCGGGGACAACGUGAGACUGGAUAAUGCUCCAGAGAUGAACGCCAGAAGCACAUCAAAUGAUGGCAUCAGAUCCGAUGGUAGUGGCGAUACGUUGACCGAAUCGGGUACCGGGCACGCUGAGAUUGUCAGGCACGCCCCCGACUCAUUGACGGCGUCAAAUAACGGCAGACGUAAUAUGAAAGAAUCGUUGCCCACUCUAAAGAGUUCAUCUGUGAAAAUAAUGUCUGACCAGCUGGACUCGGCUAUAAGUAGACACAUCGAAAAUAGAACGUUGAAGUCGACUGCUUCAAAAAUCAUGGUGAUUGACCUAAAACGGGCGAAAUCUGCCAAGAAUGCAGCCAGCUUUUCCAAAACUAAUCUUAAAUGUGUGAACAGUAUAAAGUCAGAUGUAUACAAACCGCCAAUGUGCUCCGAGAUAGCCGCUGUCCGUUCAUGUCAGGUGAAACCACGGGACACCCAUGUGAAAUCUGGGUCAUACAACGCUAACUGCCUGGAAGACUUGAAACACCAGAAGGACAUCGUUGUGAUCGACGUCCUCUCUGAGCCCCCCGGGACCCCUGAGCCUGUCACGGUCAAAGCGUACGCUGUCAACUCUGGGGUCCCCGUGAAGGUCAAGAACUACCAAACCAGAGUAUCUUCCCCAAGGUUUGUUGUACGGACGCUAGACUCCAAGGCUUCGGUCUGCGGAAACAUGUGCCGCAAGUCCGCGCAGGGAAAGGGAAUGAGCGGAUCUCAAAGCACGAGGCUCAAAAAGGCCCCUGCUUUGAAGUCGGUCCAGUUUAACUGUCCGCAAGACAACAGAAAAGUUGGCGUGAAGUUGAUUCCCCAAUCGUACACCAUCUGCGCGAACAAUAACAGCAAGAAGCCGUUGCAUUCAGACGGUGUCACCUUCAAAUCAGAUCUCGUCUGUUCCAACAGACGUUGGAUCGAGGCGAGCGGAAGUGACUCGUCGGUAACCUGUUCCGACCAUUUAACAGACGAUACCCACGACACGUCAUCGAAAGAUGAAGACGACGAGACGAGUGAAGUCAGUAACGACGACUGCGGUGACCACAAUAACUGUAACGUGUAUUACCUUUGUAACGGCGACAACAACAGUAGAACUGGCGACAGCAUGGUGUUUACUAUAGAGUUGUAUCAAUUUAUGUGUAAGUUUCACAAAACAGGUUUCGUGUUUUCUGCUGGGUUUUUGAGAAGUCAAAAUCAAUUUAUUUAUGACUGCUUACUCUGAUAUUUCUUGUAAUCAUGUCAAUUCUUAAUUACUGCUGAAUAAUUUUGAGCCAAGUCAAGAGGUAAUUAAAAUAAAUGCGCAUUAAAUAAACACCAUCAGCUCCGACCGUAGAAUUAUUUGAAUCUGCUAGCACUCAGACCUCUGAACACGGUAAGGGUGAAACAUCCCCAGGGAGAGAGUGAUAGGAAAAGUAAGAACAGAGAAAAUAAGGAAUUCUAUGAUGCACUUGUUUACUGUGGCUAAGAAGGGAGAAGAAGACACAUUUACAGUUUUGGGCCCUUUCGACACACCGUGUUUACAAAUAUUCAAAAUGUUCAGUAUCUACGACGUAUGUCCGUCUCGUGACAUUGCCAUAAAAUUUGUAUUCGGUUCAAUAACCUCUGAACCAGCUGCAGGAAAUUAUUUAGUGUUAAACCAUUUAGCUUUCUUUAUAUCUCAGUGUCAACAUUUCACAAAAGCGAAUUUUAAUAAAGUCUCAUUGUUUGUCACGUCGUUAACUCUCAUUGAAAGUCGCGUUAACUCUCAUUGUGUGUUAACUUUCAUUGUAUGUCACGUCGGAAACUUUCAUUGUAUGUCACGUCGGAAACUUUCAUUGUAUGUCACGUCGGAAACUUUCAUUGUAUGUCACGUCGGAAACUUUCAUUGUAUGUCACGUCGGAAACUUUCAUUCUAUGUAACAUUAAGUCUCAGUGUAUGCCACAUUAAGUCUCAUUGUAUGUCACAUUACGUCUCAUUGUGUGUCACAACUUUCAUUGUAUGUUAACUUUCAUUGUAUGUCACAUUAAGUCUCAUUGUAUCUCACGUCGUUAAGUCUCAUUGAAAGUCACGUUAAGUCUCAAUCUAAGUCACUUUUAAGCAUUGUAUAAGUCAUGUUCACACAAAAAGCUUCCACCCUCGUCUUUUCAUUGACAUUUCCAAGUAUCACCUAUAAGUUAACUUGAAUCAUGUCUUUAGAUCCAAGUUGUAUCAUGUCUUUAAAUCUGACGUGUAUCAUGUCUUUAAACCUGACUUGUAUCAUGACUUUGACCUGAAUUGUAUCGUAUCUUGAACCUGACUUGUAUCUUUUCUUUCAGACGACAGUACGAAAUGUCGACCAAGUUUAAAACUACUUGGUGAGCUGGCCUUCCAGUUGGAGAGAAGAAUUCUUGAUUACGUAUUUGGGAUGGUGAGUUGUGAGGCCUGUAUGUGGGAGGGUGGGUUGUGAGGCCUGUGUGUGGGAGGGUGGGUUGUGAGGCCUGUAUGUGGGAGGGUGGGUUGUGAGGCCUGUAUGUGGGAGGGUGGGUUGUGAGGCCUGUAUGUGGGAGGGUGGGUUGUGGGGCCUGUAUGUGGGAGGGUGGGUUGUGAGGCCUGUAUGUGGGAGGGUGGGUUGUGAGGCCUGUAUGUGGGAGGGUGGGUUGUGAGGCCUGUAUGUGGGAGGGUGGGUUGUGAGGCCUGUGUCUGUACGCCAAAUAUCAAUUUUUAUGUAAUCUUAACCGCGAUGUAACAGGUGGGAAAUAUAGAUGUUAGAUAAAGGUGUUAGAUAUAGAUGGUAGAUAUAGGUGGUAGAUAUAGGUGAUAGAUAGAUAUAGGUGAUUGAUUUAGAUGGUAGAUAUAGGUGUCGAUAUAGAUGGUAGAUAUAGAAUAAUAUAGAUGGUAGAUAUAGGUGAAAUAGUUAUAGUUAUAGGUGAUAGAUAUAGAUGGUAGAUAUCGAUGGCAUAUAUAGAUGGUAGAUAUAGGUGGUAGAUAUGGGUGGUAGAUAUAGAUGGUUGAUAUAGUUUGCAUUCCCUUCUCCAUAAAAAUCACCUUCAUACACUUAAACGCUACAACCCCAACAUCAGGGGGCGACAUAUAAGAGGGUCGUGGUGGGGGGUGGAUUCGUCAUGAUAUUUUUACGGACACAAAAUGAACUAAAUGUUUGAAAAUCUAUCGAUUUAAUGUGUACCAAAUGGCUUUCACAACUGUUUGAAGGAGGACUCCAAGCGUCGCCGAUUCUAUGGUUACACAGUGAGUAACAUUUUCUCCAUGAUGGAGCGCGAGACGAAAUUCCCUAAAGGCGGAAGUGACGUCAUAACUAAAAGCGAGCUAGCGGGAAGGCUUAAGAAAUUGCUUCAAGCUUUAGAGAGAUAUGGCUACAACAUAAAGGUAAGGCUUGUGACGUGUGAUGUGGCAAUUCUUUUCUAUUUAUACUUGUCUCCAUGUCGUUUGUAACAUUUUAAUUUCAAAAUUAUCAUUGGGCGUAGCAGUCAUAAUCGAGACUUCUCUUUAAGCAUACUUGUUUUUUUCAUUAAAAUGUCAAGAGCAAUCAAUUAUUGUUACAUCAUUCCUAACGAAACUCAUCUGUCCCAAACUCCAUUGUUGUUGAUUUUGCUUCUUGUUGUUUUGGGUUUUGUUGUUUUGUUGGUUUUUUUUUUGUUUGUUGCUUUUUGUCUUACUUCCGAAGUCUAUUGUUGCUGGGGAUUUUGUCAAGCCAACAUUUGUUGGUUAGGAAUCUCCUCAAAGAAGAAACCUUGCAUGGUCAGGUGGAAUGGUCAAAGCUUUUGAUAGUCACAAUUUAGUAUGAAAACCUAAUGUGUCAUAUUUGCAUACAGCCAAAGGGUACUAGUUUUUAGCAGUAAAUUCAUCUACUUCAUCAACUACUUGUCAAAAGUCAUCCUUUUCAUCCACUGCUUGUGAACAUCAUCUCCUCAGACUCAUGGAGAAUUCGCCCAGGAGAUGGUCAACAAAUACGGCCUGCUAGCCUGCCCUCCAGAUGAGAGCACCAUUGCACAGUUUGGCCUCAACGAUCCCAACGCAAUAGCUCACCUCAUCCAACAGUUGGCCCAAGGUCCCAGUGAGAUCGGCAGCCUCACGGUGCUACUCAACAGUCUCAAAUACCUAUCCAAAUGUGAUCAGAGACCAUUGUUCAUAUGGUGACGCGGUUCCC
Lymnaea stagnalis (great pond snail) is the source of this 26964-nucleotide messenger RNA. NCBI's taxonomy places the organism in Eukaryota, Metazoa, Mollusca, Gastropoda, Lymnaeidae. The record is from the annotation of a GenBank genome assembly.